AUGGGAAUUUGCGUUAUGCUUUUAUGCAAACGUUAUACGCUUUUAAUGUUUGCUUCGAACUUUAAAUGUUUUAAAUUUGUAAAGCGGAAGGUUUUUAAUAAGCUCGUUUGCUGGCAUAAAGGCGGUUUUAAAAUAUACCACGUUAAACUAUUAAUUUCCAAACGAACAAGCCCGGGUAAUUACCGGAAAGGAUCGAGCAAGUUUAAAAAGGGCAUUUACGAUUUUGCACCGUUUAUAAUAACGCCCGACGCUACGUCGAGCACGUUGGAAAAGGCCGUUAAGCUACCGGAAUAA
Gaeumannomyces tritici R3-111a-1 is the source of this 294-nucleotide messenger RNA. RefSeq lists its product as hypothetical. The record is from RefSeq and is a predicted model, not a curated record. The transcript is spliced from 5 exons. NCBI's taxonomy places the organism in Eukaryota, Fungi, Ascomycota, Sordariomycetes, Magnaporthales, Magnaporthaceae. Bases 1 to 294 code for a protein of 97 amino acids.